This is a messenger RNA of Sphenostylis stenocarpa, 2319 nucleotides long. NCBI's taxonomy places the organism in Eukaryota, Viridiplantae, Streptophyta, Magnoliopsida, Fabales, Fabaceae. The record is from the annotation of a GenBank genome assembly.
AUGAUUGGCAGAGAUAGCAGUGUUAUGAAGGCAUGGGAGGCCACGGUGAGGAAGACACAGGCAGUGGCCAAGAAGAGGGCAAACAGCAUAUUUGGGUCAGCGUAUCUUGCUCAUACAGAAGAAGAUGACCAUAAGGAACAUCCAAAUGGAAGUGAGCCAUCUGAACUGUACCAUGCAGAGAAGGUUCUUCCGAAUGGGGAUUAUUACAAGGGAGAAUGGGCAGAUAAUUUUCCACACGGGAAGGGAAAAUAUGUGUGGACUGAUGGGUGCGUGUAUGUUGGGGAAUGGUUCAAAGGGAAAACUAUGGGAAAGGGAAGGUUCACUUGGCCUAAUGGGCCAACUUAUGAAGGGGAAUUCAAGAGUGGUUAUAUGGAUGGAACAGGCACAUACACAGCCUCAAAUGGGGACGUUUAUAAGGGGCAGUGGGUCAUGAAUUUGAAACAUGGUAAUGGUGUGAAGACUUUUUCCAAUGGAGACAGGUAUGAAGGUGAAUGGAAAAGGGGGAUGCAGGAGGGGCAGGGGAGAUAUGACUGGAAGGAUGGGAACUAUUACACAGGGGAGUGGAAGAAUGGGAACAUUUGCGGUAAAGGGUCAUUUUAUUGGGUUGAUGGGAAUAGGUACGAUGGGUUUUGGGAAGAUGGUGCGCCUAAAGGGAAUGGAACUUUCAGAUGGGAUGAUGGAGGUUUUUAUGUGGGAAACUGGAGCAAGGAUCCGAGGGAGCAGAGUGGAUCAUACUACCCAGCAGGGUCAGCACAGGAGGGUCAUCUUGAGUGGGAUCCUCAACAAGUGUUCAAUGCCUUGAAUGACUAUACAAUUCAUCCAGGAGAGAAGGUUUCAGUUUUGCCAUCACAGAAGAGGCUUGCAGUGUGGAGGUCUACAAAGGGAGGGGAUGGUGCUAAGCCAAGGAGAAAGUCAGUGGAUGGAAGGGUAAGUGUGGGGCUGGAGAAGCCAAUUGAUAGAAUGCAAAUAUGGGGUAAUACCGAGGGUGAUUUCAGCGGUUCUAAAACUCCAACUGGUCCUUUAGAUAACGACCUCGUACCUUUAGGCAUGGAUAGUUCUGUUUCAAGAGGGACUCAUCUCCAAACCCUCAAAGCACCAACCAAAGCAAAGAGGCAGGGUGAAACCAUAUGCAAAGGACACAAAAACUAUGAGCUCAUGCUCAAUUUGCAGCUUGGAAUCAGGCAUUCUGUUGGAAGACCUGCCCCCACAGCAUCACUUGAUCUAAAGCCUUCAGCUUUUGAUCCCAAGGAGAAAGUGUGGACAAGGUUUCCCCCAGAAGGAUCCAAAUACACUCCACCCCAUCCAUCAUGUGAAUUCAAAUGGAAGGACUAUUGCCCAGUAGUGUUUAGAACUCUCAGGAAGCUAUUCAAGGUGGAUGCAGCUGAUUACAUGAUAUCUAUAUGUGGAAAUGAAGCCCUUCGUGAACUUUCCUCUCCUGGUAAAAGUGGUAGCUUCUUUUACCUCACCAAUGAUGACCGCUACAUGAUAAAGACAAUGAAGAAAGCAGAGGCAAAAGCUCUUUUAAGAAUGCUUCCAGCUUAUUACAAUCAUUUUCGAGCAUUUGAGAAUGCUCUAGUCACAAAAUUUUAUGGCCUGCAUUGUGUAAAGUUAACUGGAGCAGCUCAGAAGAAGGUUCGAUUUAUCAUAAUGGGCAAUCUCUUCUGCUCUGAGUAUACCAUCCAUAGACGUUUUGAUUUGAAGGGUUCUUCACUUGGGAGAAUAACAAUUAAGCCUGAGUCGGAGAUUAGUGAAACAACUAUCCUUAAAGAUCUAGAUCUAAAUUUCAUAUUUCGAUUACAAAAAUCUUGGUUUCAAGAAUUUUGCAGGCAAAUUGAUAGGGACUGUGAGCUUCUGGAACAGGAGGGGAUUAUGGACUACAGUCUCCUGGUUGGUAUUCAUUUCAAAGAUAUAUCAGAAAAUGGGGAACUUAUUUGUUCAGGAUCUCAUACUCCUGCAGGUGAUACAGAGAAUGAAGGAACUCCCUGCAUUUCUAGAGCAGAUAUAGAUCAACUUCUUCUAGAUCCUACCAGAUGGGAGAGUAUCAAAUUGGGUGUGAAUAUGCCAGCAAGGGUUGAAAGGACGGUGAGAAGAAGUGAUUGUGAAUUGCAGCUUGUAGGAGAACCAAUUGGAGAGUUCUAUGAGGUGGUUUUAUUUUUUGGCAUCAUAGACAUACUUCAAGAUUAUGACAUAAGCAAGAAGCUUGAGCAUGCCUACAAGUCCAUUCAAUAUGAUCCAACCUCAAUAUCAGCCGUUGAUCCAAGACAAUAUUCAAGGCGUUUUCGUGACUUCAUAUUCAGAAUAUUUUCUGAAGACUCUUGA